Molecule: messenger RNA, 1406 nt
Organism: Melanotaenia boesemani (Boeseman's rainbowfish)
Lineage: Eukaryota; Metazoa; Chordata; Actinopteri; Atheriniformes; Melanotaeniidae
Gene: tsen34
Product: TSEN34 tRNA splicing endonuclease subunit
Exons: 5
Coding region: 146-1018 (290 amino acids)
Biological process (GO): tRNA splicing, via endonucleolytic cleavage and ligation; tRNA-type intron splice site recognition and cleavage
Cellular component (GO): tRNA-intron endonuclease complex
Molecular function (GO): nucleic acid binding; tRNA-intron lyase activity
Source: RefSeq, a predicted model, not a curated record
AUUGGACUUUGAAAAAAAAACAAAAAAAAACUACAGGACGGUUUACGGCAGUGAGGUUAGAACCUGCAGGCGGGACCGGUUUACGGCAGGUCGUGAGGUGGAGUUGAGAGGAGAGACACGUGUGUCGUAGCAGCAGGUCCUGGUGAUGGACCCUCCACACUGCAGAGAGGACGAGGAGGAAGCGGAGGACUCCACCCUCGCUGUGGGUCUCAGUCUGUGUGACUCGGCCCCCCUGCUGUGGAGGAUGAGGGACCUGAAGGCGGUGCGGUCUCGUGGUCUGGUGGGGGCCCUGCUGGGUUCUCUGCCCCGAGCCCCCCGACAGAAUUCCCAGCUGGGUCGUCCUCUGCUCCUCCUGAUGGAGGAGGAGAAGCUGCUGAGGGAGGAGCAGGCUGCUGCUGACCUACCCGCUGCUAACCAGGAUGAAGGGGUGGAGCUUCAUCUUCAGUAUGAGGAGGAGCAACAGACGAGCUUUGAGGAGCAGAAGGUCCUCGCUCUGGAGGACAGGAAGUCAGCGUUGCUCCGAGCCAUGACAUCAUCACAGACAGACUCUGGAACUGGGACCUUAGACGAGACUGUCCAGACCCGCUUGCAGGACCUGGAUCAGACCUUCACCUUCACUCGGUCGGCAAUGGCGGUCCAGCUGAGCACGGCGAGGGCGGGACUUGGCUACUGUCCCGAGGCACGCACCUUUCUGCAGGCCGACAGGCCAAUCAGAGUGCAGGAGGAGCCCUGCUGUCACAUCAGGUACCGGGUCUUCAGGGACCUGCGAGGGCGGGGCUUCUUCCUGACCUCAGCGGGGAAGUUUGGAGGAGACUUCCUGGUUUAUCCAGGUGACCCUCUGCGUUUCCACGCCCACUUCAUCGCCAUCUGUGUCUCCCUGGACCAGUCCCUCCGUCUCCUGGACCUCCUUGCUGUGGCCCGACUGGGGUCCAACGUCAAGAAGACUGUCCUGCUCUGCUCGCCUGCGCCGGACGGACAGAUCUGCUACACCUCCUUACAAUGGAGCGGCAUGGUGUAGCACGUUGGACCGGCUCUGAACCAGGAGUGGAAUGAGACUGGACCAGGCCUGAAUUGGGACCGGGAUUGGAAUUGGACUGUACUGUUACCGGACCCACUGGUCUGGUAACUGGUACAGGUCCAGUUUCUCCUAGUUCUCACUGACUGUGGUCUUGAUGAGGACCUGGAGCCGACAUGAACGCUGUGAAGAGGUUUUCUGUCUGAGUGAUGAGGAUGAUGAUGCCUGCAGAAAUAGAAGGGGCCAUGGCCGCAGAAACAGGAGGGGCCCCUGCCCCUGGCCGCAGAAACAGGAGGGGCCCUCCGGCAACCUGUUCCUACUUUUGAGAUUUUGUUGUCAUUUUGUGAGAAACUGAAUCUUUGUUUUAGAAAAUAAUAAAAAUAACUACUUA